AUGGGCCCCUGUACCGCCUCCUCAUGCUGCUGCCAGGCCCGUAAUCUGUCAUGGGCCCCUGUACCGCCUCCUCAUGCUGCUGCCAGGCCCGUAAUCUGCCAUGGGCCCCCGUACCGACUCCUCAUGCUGCUUAGCCAGGCCCGUAAUCUGUCAUGGGCCCCUGUACCGCUCUCCUCAUGCUGCUGCCAGGUCCAGAGUGUGUCAUGGGUCCCUGUACGGCCUCCCAUUGCUGCUGCCAGGCCCGUAAUCUGCCAUGGGCCCCGUACCGACUCCUCAUGCUGCUGCCAGGCCCGUAAUCUGUCAUGGGCCCCUGUACCGCCUCCUCAUGCUGCUGCCAGGUCCAGAGUGUGUCAUGGGUCCUGUACGGCCUCCCAUUGCUGCUGUCUCCAUCGCCACACACUCUGCCAUGUGCCACUUUCAGGUCUCCUCACACUGCUGGUGGGUUCCAUU
Staurois parvus is the source of this 450-nucleotide messenger RNA. The record is from the annotation of a GenBank genome assembly. NCBI's taxonomy places the organism in Eukaryota, Metazoa, Chordata, Amphibia, Anura, Ranidae.